Capronia coronata CBS 617.96 is the source of this 1101-nucleotide messenger RNA. RefSeq names its product NADPH2 dehydrogenase. The coding region runs from base 1 to 1101 and encodes 366 amino acids. Gene Ontology annotation, molecular function: FMN binding; NADPH dehydrogenase activity. The record is from RefSeq and is a predicted model, not a curated record. NCBI's taxonomy places the organism in Eukaryota, Fungi, Ascomycota, Eurotiomycetes, Chaetothyriales, Herpotrichiellaceae. The transcript has 2 exons.
AUGACAAAACUAUUCGAACCGUUGAAAGUCGGGCCAGUUACCCUCGGCCAUCGAGUGGUAAUGGCACCGCUGACACGAUAUCGUUGUGAUGAUCAGUGGACUCCUACGGCCAUAACAAGAGAAUAUUAUGAGCAGCGGGCUUGCGUACCAGGCACUCUUAUCAUCAAUGAGGCAACGCUGGUCUCUCAAAGAGCCAUCAGCAACCGCAACGUACCAGGCCUCUGGUCUGAGUCACAGAUCGCGGCAUGGAAAGAGAUAGCUGACAGUGUCCAUGCCAAGGGCUGUAUGCUUGCCUGUCAGCUCUGGCAUCAGGGACGUGCUGGCGAUCCCGAGAUUCUCAAAGCGGAAGGAUGCCAGUUGUGGUCAAGCAGUGCAACUCCCGUUACGCCUAACGAUCCUGUUCCCGUUGCCAUGCCAGAAGACGAGAUCUGGCGGACAAUUGACGACUACGCAACUACAGCAAAGAACGCCAUUGCCGCAGGAUUCGACCUUGUUGAAAUUCACGGAGCCAAUGGUUACCUACCGGACCAAUUUCUUCAGGAUACGUGUAACAAGCGCACCGAUGAAUGGGGAGGGAGCAUCGAGAACCGCACCAGAUUCCUUUUCGAAGUGACCAAGGCCAUUGCUACCGCUAUCGGGCCUGAGCGAGUCGGCGUGCGUCUUAGUCCCUACAGUGACUUUCUCGGUAUGCUGAUGGAGGACCCGGACCCCACAUUCAAGAGGAUGGUCGAGAGACUGAAGCCACUUGGAUUGGGAUACCUUCAUCUGAUCGAGGCGCGCAUUCGAGGGAACGAUGAUGCGGACUGUGGUGGACAGAAAACAGUCAAGUGGUUGGUUGAACUCUGGGAUAAUGCGACUCCUGUGUUCCUCUCCGGUGGUUUCACUGCCGAAUCAGCGAAGACUGCGGUAGACCAAACGUAUGCCAACUACGAUGUCUGCAUUGUCUUUGGAAGGUAUUUUGUCUCCAAUCCGGACUUGGUCUUCAGGAUAAAGUCGGGAGUUCCUCUAACGAAGUACGAGAGGACGUACUUUUACACCCCAAAGCUUGUAAAGGGAUACACCGACUACCCGUUCAGCAAGGAGUAUUUGGCACAAGCAUAG